Fusarium venenatum is the source of this 573-nucleotide messenger RNA. RefSeq lists its product as uncharacterized. The record is from RefSeq and is a predicted model, not a curated record. NCBI's taxonomy places the organism in Eukaryota, Fungi, Ascomycota, Sordariomycetes, Hypocreales, Nectriaceae.
AUGGUCAGCGCGAUACCUCGUCGCAAUGAUACUCGGUCCCCCGAGAAGCCGCGCAAACUCUCAAAUCCGCGACUCCAAGGAGACAAACUCAUCGUCCGUUUAAAACUGCGACCAUCAAUCCUCGCUCAAUUUCCCACCAAACCAAGAAGUCUAGAAGAAAAGCCGACGACAAGGCCACUCCUUAAAGAGAACGAGACACAUCAACUCAAUUUCAUCAGUCAACUCAUCGACGAACAAUUUGCAGAGAUAGAACGGUUAAAGUCAGAGAUCGCCUGCACGUCGGAAAACAUCGACAACUAUGCACGUGUGCACGAAAUGCACUCCAAUACCAUGUCUCGAACUCUGGCGGAUGCAUGUGAUCUGGGCAUGACAAGCUGUGAGAAAGAAGAUGGCGAUGGGGAUGUAAUGAGGUUCUUGAAAGACGAGAUCCAACAAACGAGAGAGGGCCUGAACAAUUGGUACAGGAUUUUAAGCGAGGCAAGGCAGGAGGUUGCAAGCAAGAAGUAUCAGAUAUCGAUGAUAGUCUCGAGUCUCAAGGCCUUGGAGAAAAAAAGACGGGAUCUGAGUCAAUGA